AUCAUGUGAGAUCUGUGGUGAGACUGCAAAGAACAUUGUAGUUGCUGGAGAUGCAGGCUUUAUGGAAGAAUGGAAUGAGAGAGAUGUAGGCGACUAUUCUUCUGGUGAAACGCCACGAUGUUGGAGGGGUCGGCCUUUAUGUAAAUUCUUGAUGGCAUGCAUGGUGGUUGCUUUCAUACUUCCAUGGUUCUUUCGUGUCUCUAUGUUCUAGGGGCACAUCAACUGUUCUCUGCACCAGCUACCAAGGGAAUUUUCUGUACUUGCCCAGCAAUAGAGUCUUAUUUUGUUCAGUAAAUGAAAUAUUGAGGGUAGCUGCUUUUAGGAGAAAAUUGUGACGGGUGUAAAGCAUGAGAUAUCUAUAUGUAAUAUUUAUAUUGUAUUUCUGAAUUUGAAUUAUGAUACAAAGAUUGAUUGUAAAGAAAAACCUUCUAGUCAUAGGGUCAAAAUUCAUGUACUGAAGAGGCAAUGAAUGAAUUGAUUAUUAGACGUUAGGCACAUUUUGCGGGCUUUCAGAUUUGUAACAUGAUGUCACAUGUAGCACUUAGAAGACAUUGCAAAUAUCUUGUGCUUAAAUGUGAAAUGUGUGUUGUGAAAUACUUAGAGCGAUAUACCAAUGGUUUAUAUUUUGAAGA
Molecule: messenger RNA, 632 nt
Organism: Cryptomeria japonica (Japanese cedar)
Lineage: Eukaryota; Viridiplantae; Streptophyta; Pinopsida; Cupressales; Cupressaceae
Molecular function (GO): zinc ion binding
Source: RefSeq, a predicted model, not a curated record